Pteronotus mesoamericanus is the source of this 2766-nucleotide messenger RNA. RefSeq names its product Fas apoptotic inhibitory molecule 2 (gene FAIM2). The transcript is spliced from 12 exons. Lineage: Eukaryota; Metazoa; Chordata; Mammalia; Chiroptera; Mormoopidae. The record is from RefSeq and is a predicted model, not a curated record. Bases 123 to 1073 code for a protein of 316 amino acids. Gene Ontology annotation, cellular component: Golgi apparatus; endoplasmic reticulum. Gene Ontology annotation, biological process: negative regulation of apoptotic signaling pathway.
CCUGGCCCGGCUGCGGUGGAUGUUGCUAGAACCCACGCGGAGGAAGGAAGAGACGCAGGCAGGCUGCGGUGACCCAAGCGUCUGCUCCUGCCUCAGGGACCCCUUCCCCGAGAGACGGCACCAUGACCCAGGGCAAGCUCUCUGUGGCUAACAAGGCCCCCAGCAGCGAGGGGCAGCAGCAGGCAAAUGGCGAGAAGAAGGAGGCUCCAGCAGUGCCCUCGGCCCCGCCCUCGUACGAAGAGGCCACCUCUGGGGAGGGGCUGAAGGCAGGGGCCUUCCCCUCGGCCCCUCCAGCUGUGCCUCUCCACCCCAGCUGGGCCUAUGUGGACCCUAGCAGCAGCUCCAGCUAUGACAGCGGUUUCCCCACCGGAGACCAUGAGCUCUUCACAACCUUCAGUUGGGAUGACCAGAAAGUUCGCCGAGUCUUCAUCCGAAAGGUCUAUACUAUCCUGCUGAUCCAGCUGCUGGUGACCUUGGGGAUCGUGGCUCUCUUUACCUUCUGUGACCCCGUGAAGGACUAUGUCCAGGCUAACCCAGGCUGGUACUGGGCAUCCUACGCUGUAUUCUUUGCGACCUACCUGACCCUGGCCUGCUGUUCUGGACCCAGGAGGCACUUCCCCUGGAACCUGAUUCUCCUGACCAUCUUUACCCUGUCCAUGGCCUACCUCACUGGGAUGUUGUCCAGCUACUACAACACCACCUCCGUGCUGCUGUGCCUGGGCAUCACGGCCCUCGUCUGUCUCUCCGUCACUGUCUUCAGCUUCCAGACCAAGUUUGACUUCACCUCCUGCCAGGGUGCGCUCUUUGUACUGCUCAUGACUCUCUUCUUCAGUGGACUCAUCUUGGCCAUCCUCCUGCCCUUUCAAUAUGUGCCCUGGCUCCACGCAGUGUAUGCAGUGCUGGGAGCAGGCGUGUUUACGUUGUUCCUGGCGUUUGACACUCAGUUGCUGAUGGGAAACCGACGGCACUCACUGAGCCCCGAGGAGUAUAUUUUUGGAGCCCUCAGCAUUUACCUAGACAUCAUCUACAUCUUCACCUUCUUCCUGCAGCUUUUCGGCACCAACCGGGAAUGAGGAGCCCUUCCUGCCGCCCUUUCCUUCAGCGAAUGCUCCCUUGCUGGUCCUCUGACCCUGCCUUGCUCCUGUAAGCCCAGAUAUAAACUAGCCGCCAGCCCAGCCUGUGGCCAGCCCGCUCACUCCCUCAGCCGUCCCUCAUCCUCACCCUCUGUAGCUUGUACCCGUGCCAUCAGGGGCCCUGUGGAACUGAGGUCACGCCAUGCCCUGUGCCACCCCUUCCCCCCAGUCACACCUCCCAAACUGGGACAGUCAAGGCUAGAGGGUCCUUUGGGUUUGAGGACCCAAGGUAUGAGUGGGAGGAGAUCAGCAGGAUUUUUCGUGUGGGGAAGAGACCCCGGGAAGCCUGGCUGAGGCCUGGACCCCCCUCAAGAUUCCUCCUAAGGCUGCCACAGCUGUGUGGCCCUGGGGCACACUGUCCUGUGUCCAGUGCCCCCUCCUCUCGUUCCUUGUAGGUCAAGCUUUGUACGGAAUGGGGCUGGAGACGGCUGGGAAAUGAGCGAGGGUGCUCUGCAGGGUGGCUGUCCCAUGCUGGCCAUCUCUCAGCUCUGGGACUAAUGGCUUGUUUUAGGGACUGGAGCCCUGGUGCCAGGAACACCUAGAGAGACGUAGGAAGGCAGUGCCAUCUACCCUCCUGGGUCAUGACAGAGCACUGUUGAGGCAGGAGGGCUCCCAAGCAGGGGCCUGCCCUGGGGCUCCGAGGGAGUGAGCACAGGGCAGCCAACUGGGAGGCCUGGGCUCCGCAGCACCACCAGUUCUCCCCGACCUGCAGCCACCUGCUAGGCCUGUGGGGUUGGCGGGACGGAGCCUAUUCCUCUCACCCUCUUCUUUAGCCCCACAGGAUACUCCCACAGCCUGAGGCUGAGCGCCAGUGCCCUAGGCCUGGAUGUUCUGGGGGGGGAGCGUUACUCUAACUGAGCCAGCCCCAUCUGGAGGGAAUCCUACCCUGCCCCCAACCCUGCCCCGACCCUGCCCCAAGGCCUUUCUGCACAUCUUAUUUCUUAAACCCUUCCCCAUCUAUUGCCAUUUGCUGGCUUAUCCCUAGCCAGGCCUCCUGAGGCCUCAGUUGGCUGUGCCUGUGUCCCUUUCCCUAGCUUCUCUGGCCACUCAGCACGCGGAGUCCCUAAGCCCCCUCCAUUCCUUAUCUCCUCAUCUCUCUAAUUUGGAAGCUAUCCAGCCAGAGCCAGUCCCUUCAGCUGGCCCCAUGUGAUGAGGCCAGGUCUCCUUAUCAGCCUCUAGGCGGCUGAGAUCUCAGGCAGGGGGCCACGCCUGGGGGAAGCGUGCAGCCAGUGCAGCCAGCACGUGCUAGCAGCCAACUCCCAGCCAGUGGAAAGUUACUGGGUGGGGUCAGGGAGGUUCAGAGUAUAUUCCUCUCUGUCCGGAUACCUCUCUUACUCCUGUGUUGGGGGACCUGUUUACUUGGGGGGAUGGUGACUAGGUAUGCUGUCUGUGUUCCCAACCCCUCCCUUCCCAACCUUCCUGUUUUCAUCUUUCAAGAAAUAUUGCACACACUCUGUCCUGGGAGCUCAGUUGGUUAGAGUGUUGUCCCAAUACACCAGGGUUGCAGGUUUGAUCCCCAGUCAGGGCACAUACAAGAAUCAACCAAUGAAUGCAUAAAUAAGUGGAACAACAAAUCAAUGUUUCUCUUUGACUCUCUGUCUCUCUCUCUCUUCCUUCUUCUUUCUCUCAAAUA